Messenger RNA from Daphnia pulicaria, 1914 nucleotides. RefSeq names its product dipeptidase 1-like. Gene Ontology annotation, biological process: proteolysis. The transcript has 9 exons. Lineage: Eukaryota; Metazoa; Arthropoda; Branchiopoda; Diplostraca; Daphniidae. The coding region runs from base 522 to 1778 and encodes 418 amino acids. Gene Ontology annotation, molecular function: metallodipeptidase activity. The record is from RefSeq and is a predicted model, not a curated record.
AGAAAGAAAAUGGAAAACUGUCAGCCGCCAUCAUGGAUUUCCAUUUCGCGCGUUUUCAAAAUAAGGAAGUUGAGUUUAGGGGGAGAGAGAGAAAUUGGAUUAUUUUAGAUUCGUUCUCUUCCUUUCCCAAAUCUGCAUAUUUUUAUCUGAUAUUUAAAUUUUAAUUGAAAACUACCCCUGUUAUUAACAUAUUAGAUGCUCUUCUCAACUAGUUGUUAAUGAUAGUUCUACUGAUUCACUUGUAACUCUAAUUUUCAGCACACACCAAUAGGCUACAUUUUAUUUGAGAGGUAAUUUGAGUACAUUAUCAAAUGUCGAGACGCUUUUGUUUACACUUGAUUUUAUAAUCGUGUAUCAAGGAUAAAACAAAAGCGAUUGAAUAUAGCACUUUUGACACAGUCUAUCAAAACACACGUAAUCUUGUUUUGAAUAUCAGACGCGUUAUAUUGACAGGAUAUGCGAAAGAUAGCCUGGGAAUUUCCAUAACGAAUCAUUUGAGUUCUAGACGGUCGACUACUAAGAUGAAGCUAAUUUUCGUUCACCUCGUCAUCCUGUUGGCGGCGGAGCAGAUCCGCAGCUCUCCCACUCGUCGUUUAGAGCAGUUUGCAUUCGAAAAGUAUAUGACCAGGGCAAGAGCUGUCCUGGAUCGAGUUCCUCUUAUUGAUGGGCACAAUGAUUUCCCAAUGACCCUGCGCGACUUAGCCAGAAACCAGGUAGGAGACUUGGACAUUUCUGAUUUGACAACAGUGGAGCCAUGGGCCAGUUCUUCCUCGUCGCAUACAGACAUCAACCGAUUGCGCACGGGCAAAGUUGGAGCUCAGUUUUGGUCGGCUUAUGUUGGUUGCACUACCCAAUACAAAGACGCCAUCUCCAAGACAUGGGAACAGAUUGACGUUGUGCAUCGAAUGGUGGAGGCCAAUCCAGCUACUUUCGAGUUCGUCACAUCCGCACAAGGGAUCGAGGAUGCUUUCAGCCAAGGAAAAAUCGGAAGUCUCAUCGGAGUGGAAGGUGGACAUUCCAUCGACAGCUCGUUGGCCGUUCUUCGCAUGAUGUACGACAUGGGUGUUCGCUACAUGACCAUGACCCAUUCGUGCGCUACUCCUUGGGCGGAUAAUUCGCAAGUGGACAACCCAGGAGGCGUGGCCGUUCAUGAUGGCCUAACUCCGUUUGGAAAGACUGUGGUUGCGGAAAUGAAUCGAUUGGGAAUGCUGAUUGAUUUGUCUCACGUUUCACGCAAAACGAUGAGAGACGCACUAGAAACAAGCACUGCUCCCGUCAUUUUCUCCCAUUCAUCAGCGUACGCAUUGUGCACCAACACGCGCAAUGUACCCGACGAUAUUUUGCAAUUGGUGGCUCAAAACGGAGGCGUCGUCAUGGUCAACUUUUUCCCGAGUUUCGUCACCUGCAGUUCCACGGCAACAGUUCAAGACGUCGCCAACCACAUGGAUCAUAUUCGAAACGUUGCGGGAGUUGAUCACAUUGGUAUCGGAGCUGAUUACAAUGGCAUAACUGAGGUACCAGAAGGAUUGAAAGAUGUGUCCGAGUACCCGAAUUUGUUUGCUGAGCUUCUUGCUCGCGGCUGGGCAGAAGCUGACCUGGAGAAAAUUGCUGGGCUCAACUUGUUGCGAGUUCUCAGAGGAGCGGAAGCGGUGCGUGAUCAGAUGGCUGCUGACGGAGUAAAGCCGUUUGACGAAUGGAUCCCGCCAACUGAUUUGCCCGCCGAGUCCCUUCCCUGUAGUACCGGCCAGGUCAAGUCAGUAAAGUUGACGACCGAAUGAAACGUUUCUACAUAGUACCAUUACAAUAGAAAAUGAUUUCCCUCCUGUUUUCACAUUGGUUCCUUGAAAAUUGUCGGGUAAUGAUUUUUCUAGUUUUCAUUCCUCAUUGGAAUUUUAAUAUACAGUUAAUUGCAGA